Ostertagia ostertagi is the source of this 759-nucleotide messenger RNA. The record is from the annotation of a GenBank genome assembly. Lineage: Eukaryota; Metazoa; Nematoda; Chromadorea; Rhabditida; Trichostrongylidae.
AUGAGUUGCAGUUGUGAGGGUAGGAAGGCGGUAGAGUACACACCGACUCUCGUGCCACCAGAUGGACUAUUCGAGCCACCGUAUCCCAACGAGGCACCGUCGUUUCCGAUUUUUGAAGACGUUUUCACUGCUUCUGAAACGACACCGUUGGAAGUGAAGAGCGCUCCAAUCGCUGCUGUCCAACAGUAUUCUCCACCUCGUACCACACCUCAAACAACAACAACAACGACGGCUACCAUGUUGAUGUUAUCAGCUCCUGUCAACAAGACAAAGCCAAAGAUGAGCAAGUUAUCAUCACGUGGUAACCAAGCUGAGCGUACUUCUAUCUGCCAGCAGCUCCAGUGGGUUACUCCCUCAUUCGUUUUUCUACUUAUACAUGAUUAUUGUCCCAUCAUUUAUCAGUUCUCUUAUCAGGGAUUCGAAUGUGGCCGAGUGGAUCUGAAUGGUUUCCUAAGACUGGGCGCAUUUCUCGACGCACUGAAUCAGGUGAAUUCGCAACGAGUUCUGAAGGACACUGGGCUGUCACUGGGAGCUGUAAUCAUCGACAGUUGCUCUUCCGAUUUGAGGACCGUCGCUGAUCUCUUUGAAUUAUUAUCCGGUACCAACAUCCAGAAGUCAGAUGUGGUGGCGGUGGUGCGUGACGACGGUGCCCAUCUACCGAAUGUCGAUCAACUAGCCAGGCAUUUGAAUCUUCCAGUUGUGAACACCUUCUUCUCCACCAGUGUGCAGGUACAACUGCUUGAUAUGCCCAAGGCGUGG